Molecule: messenger RNA, 1080 nt
Organism: Serendipita indica DSM 11827
Lineage: Eukaryota; Fungi; Basidiomycota; Agaricomycetes; Sebacinales; Serendipitaceae
Source: the annotation of a GenBank genome assembly
AUGCCCUUUCUCGUCGAACCCACAGUCGAAAACGAGCGGAAACCCUUAACGUCACCUCCACGAGCAACCUGCGAGCGUCGCGCCAAGUCGUUCGAGUACAACGGCAAGCUAUCCACUGCAGAAUUUUUUAGCAGUCGGCAAUCUUCUCUGGUAGCUUCUGACAGUGAAAGCAACCCCAACCUUCAUUUCGGAGACAGCUCGACCGACUCGGUUUAUCACGGCGUGUGUGCUGAACCUAACCUUUUGGAUGUAUGUUUGGAUCGAUCUGGAGGGUCUUGCGACAUUAGUCUACUCGAGUCACUCGACACCCCGUUCCUUAGCAAUGACAGUGUUGAUCCGCCUCCUCGCCUUUCGGGGGCUCCACCGGAAAUGGAGACGCAAGCCGAUAAUCGAGUACUACGACUUACAGUUUUGACUGCAGGAGGAGGAAGUGAAUUGCGACUCAUUCCUUUACCCGACUCAGACCACUCGCAAGGUGACACGAGCUCGGAUGACUCAUUAAUAUUGCUUGUCGGUGACGAACUUUGGAGGCCAAUCGUGCGAACUACACCCUUCGUUACUGUCACACCUGCUACUCCCCGGAUAGGAUCCUCGAAUCCAAACCAGGAAUCACAUUAUUCUAUGGACUCUGACGAUUCAAUGGACACCAGUCUUCUUCAUCCAAGUUUCAUAGCAAAUGCGUCGAUCACUGCAGAAGAAGAUUCAUUGGACCCGACCAACUGGCAGUAUAUGAUGAAUACGGAGGAUCAGAAAUUCGAUAGGGUGCCCUAUUCCUCUGGAGAGGGUAGCUCUUUAGAAGAAGAGGAUAGCGAAACGUCCUCAUUCUCAGUCCCUCUCGACUUAUUGCGUUACGAUGACGGACUCUCUGCGCUCGAAGACGGUGGAGACCUCUAUGAAGACAGCCUUUGCGAAUCCAACGUUCCUCCGAACGGCAUUCGGAUGCCCAGGUCGACGGAAGACAAUAUAGCUUCGUUAAACCCACAAGGUGACGUAUCCUAUGACGAGAUCUGGGAUCAGUUUGACGCAGCUUUGGCGGAGCUGGGCGACGACCAGAUGCAGGGCGAUCCCGCAUCUGGAUAG